AUGGCAAAGAUUACGAGACAAGCCUGUGAGAAGCUGUUAGAGCUGAAGUCAGGAACACUAAAGCUCAAGGAUAUAGAAGACGAAGUCGUGGUGCACUUCAAAACUGAAGUACCAGUAGAUGAGCCUUCUCCAGUGCCAGCACUCCGCAAAAAAUAUGCAAAUUCUGUGCAAAAAGCAGAAGAGAUCCCAAUGGCAUUGGGUGUGGUUGUGGAUGUCAAGAAGUAUGACCGUCAUCUUGCUAAUGAACUUCUGACAACAUUCAGACAAUACCGUACAAAGGAUGAUGUUCUCAUUGUGAAAGGGACCUUUGAAGAGGUGGACGAAUUUUACAAGAAAUUUCGGCAAGUUGUUGGACAUCCAAUAACAAGUAAUACCCACACUUUGUCCGAACACACCAACCCCGACCAGAUGGAGACCAGUAGAGACGCUAGUACAGAGACUUUGAGGGUGCCACUGUAUCACUACUGGUACAUGAAUCACAUGCUCAGAAAGGAAAUAGAAAGUAUUCAAGAGAAACAUGGAGUGGAAAUCAAAGAUGAUGUAUGUGUUUCAGUUGAAGAGACUACUGGAGCCAAUAGCAAGUCGGUCACAAAUGCCUCUCAGGAAUUUCAAAAACUUUUCCUGGAAUGUACUGCUGAUAUUGUGAGUGUCACAGUGCCAAGUGUAGUUGAAGUGGUAAGGGAGAUUCAGAGCUUAGAUGACAAACUCAUGCUUUAUACCUCUGCCCAGAACUGGAACCUAGUAGGGCCACGUCAUCAUGUAGCUGCAGCACAGCUGAAUCUGCCAGGUUACAAGGAAGAUACAAGACCCAAGAUGUCUGAGAAUGGACGGCAGGACACAGCUGAAAACACGAGUUUCCGUAAGAGAUGGGAUGGACCCAAAGGUAUUGAGAUGGACAUCAAGGACCCUCACCUGUCCAAGGGGCUGCGCAUUGAGUGUGACUAUUGGGAGCUCAUGGGGAAAGCUUUCCAGAAACAAAUUAAGGAUCUUGAGAAUAAAUUUGAUGUUGACUUCCAGGAAAACAAGAUCGAUAAAUAUGUAAUUAUCACAGCUCAGACCAGGGGGAAUAACAUAGUCUUUCUGGAAAUGAAUGCCUUAAGGGCACUCAUGUCUCUUUAUGAAAAGGCUUUUAUGACAACUAUGUACUGUUCUUUGCAAAACCCAUCUUACCACCAAACAGAGAAGGUAAAGAAACAUCUCAGCGUCAUCCGAGAACAGAACUCAUCUUUUGUUGUUGCAGAUGGAAUACAGAAUGGAGUCUGGAGCAUGGUUGGCCUUCCAGAUCAUCUACGUUUUGCAGUAAGCAAAAUCGAGAAGCUUGUUGGAGAAGCUAUCUUUGAUAAAAAACACAAGGACGUGAUUGGAUGUGAGCGAGGUACUGAGUACUUGAUACCGUAUUUUGAUGAUCCAGCAAGGGAAGCUACAAAAGGGGAUGAAGAAAUGGAGUGGAAAGGAGCAGCUGGUGGGAAACUGGUUAAUGAGAACAUGGGAGAACAGGACAAGCAGGAUGGAUAG
Molecule: messenger RNA, 1515 nt
Organism: Sardina pilchardus (European sardine)
Lineage: Eukaryota; Metazoa; Chordata; Actinopteri; Clupeiformes; Clupeidae
Exons: 3
Coding region: 1-1515 (504 amino acids)
Source: RefSeq, a predicted model, not a curated record